AUGCCUGCACUGGUGCGUCUCGUGCGUCGUCAAUCUCGUCUCUUUUCGAGUCCCCUAUUGCACACAAUGAGCUCUACGGCUCGUCGUUCUUCCAGUGCAAAAGCCACUGCAAUUACGCGCUUUUUGGACGAACACGGAGCGAUUCGAUGCGGGCAACGGACCGACGACGGCUCGACAGCGCUACUAAUCGAAGGCGAUGACCCUUUAGGCACUUUGUACUUUACAGGAGAAACUGCUACGAUUGAAAAGGUGCUGGCUCCAGUGGUCCCAUCUCAGAUUCUUGGGAUCGGUCUUAAUUACCGCCAACACGCCAUGGAGACCAAGAUGCCAGAGCCCAAGUUCCCUGUGCUCUUUACCAAGGGCGUCAAUGCUCUGCAGCACCCCCACGAUCCUGUGGUGAUUCCUCGUGUGGCGUCGGAUCCUCCGGAAGUUGACUACGAGUGCGAACUAGCGGUAGUGCUGAAGGAGAGCUGCUGCAAUGUGACACAAGAAGAAGCACUGGCUUUUGUCGGUGGCUACACUUGUGCCAACGAUAUCUCCGCUCGAAGAUGGCAAGGCAAGAAAGGGGGAGGGCAGUGGUGCCGUGCCAAGACGUUUGACACGUUUUGUCCAUUGGGACCAGUCCUUAUUACACCAGAAAGCAUCCCCAACCCACAGACGCUGGAUAUUGCGACGUAUUUGAAUGGCGAACAGGUGCAAAAGUCAAACACGAGCGAUAUGAUCUUCUCAGUUGCCGAGAUCAUUAGUCUGCUGUCGCAGGACUGUACGUUGCCGAAAGGUACACUGAUAUUGACGGGAACACCAGAGGGCGUUGGUUUUGCUCGCGAUCCGCCACUUUAUCUUGCACCUGGUGAUAUGGUGGAGGUCGAGAUUGAGCGUAUUGGCAAGCUCGUGAACCCAAUUGUGGGCGCCUCGGCGCUCUGA
This is a messenger RNA of Peronospora matthiolae, 924 nucleotides long. Lineage: Eukaryota; Oomycota; Peronosporomycetes; Peronosporales; Peronosporaceae. The record is from the annotation of a GenBank genome assembly.